AAAUGCUAGUAGUUGGGACAAACUUUGCAAAGAGCUUUGGAUCUGAGACAGAAGGAGUAAAUUCAUGAUAAAGAGAGAAUCAGAGAGCAAUGGCUGAAUCUCCAUCACGGCAUCUUGGAUUUGGCAAUUCUGGGAAGAGUUUUCUUAUUGAUAAUUUGCUUCGUUCUGACAACAAAUCACCCUCUGCCCAAGUCAUACCUACUGCCAGCCAGAAAAGAUGCCUUUCUACACUGGUGUGUGGGCCACUGGGACUGGCUCCUAAACGUUCCUGGGUGCCUUCACGCGCUCAGCCAAGUAACACUCCUCAAGAAAUGGAGAGAGGGACACUCAAGACACAUUCAGCAGUUUUGGGCAGUGUGCUGCUGUGUGCUUCUCCUCUCGUUCAUCCGUGUUAUGGUGGCUCCAGUCCACUUACGUGUUCUCCUCCUCUCCUCUGCAAAGGGACAAGCCCCACAGUAUGGAGUUCAGGCCCAUGCCCUAAACAACACAGAGGGAUCCUGAGGAGAGCUGUGUUCUCUGAGCAGCAGAGGAGAGAACUUGAGAAAAUGUUCCGCAGACAGAAAUAUAUCAGCAAGACAGAUCGAAACCGACUGGCCACAGAACUCUGUCUGAAGGAAACACAGGUAAAAAUCUGGUUUCAGAACCGCAGAAUGAAGUGGAGGAACUCAAAGGAGAGAGAAAGCCUGAGCUCACGGCCAGCUAUGGAAGAGCUCCUACUUAGGAGCAUCCCAGAAAAAGGAGAAAUAGAGCAUUCACAAACCUUCUCCAGUGGGGGGCGCCACACAUCCCAAACACCUGAAAAACACUUGAAAGCUCACACACAUCUUGCUUCAAACAAUAUUCAGAGAUAAGAGGUGUACACUUCAGUCAAAAGUUUUUGAACACUUGGAGUUUCAUUAGAGCCUUUUUAUUGUUAGUACCACACAGAAAAAGGUACAGAACCAGAAUGUAAUAAAUAUAAAAUUAAAUAAGUGCUACACUACAUUAUUCAAUGACUAAUUUAGCUCACAUAUACAAAUUUCAGUGCUGCAUGACUAAUACAAUGCUACAAGUACAUGAUAUUAAUGAUCAAGGUAUCAGUUGUUUCCAUUAAAAUAAAUCCUUAUUGAAAUUUUCUUUUUUUUCUUUUUUUUUAAUUCAUCCGAAAAACCAAUAAGGGUAAGUUAAAGCUGCUUUUUUUUUUUACCUAACAUCUGAACAUCUGUGUUUUUAAUUUUUUUUAUAUAUAUUGCCUGUUGUAUAUAAUUGUAUAAAUCUGCAUAUUAUUUACAAACUUGUUCAAUUAACUUACAAAUUAACUGAAAAAUCAAUUUUAAUUAUUUUGUUACUAUGGACAAUGUAAAUAGAAAAUGCUAAUGUGCUCACAGUGCUUUCCUACAAAACAUAUGAAUUCAAUACAGCAUUUUGAAUUAAACUCAUAAAACUUA
Molecule: messenger RNA, 1427 nt
Organism: Silurus meridionalis
Lineage: Eukaryota; Metazoa; Chordata; Actinopteri; Siluriformes; Siluridae
Gene: dbx2
Product: developing brain homeobox 2
Exons: 4
Coding region: 90-851 (253 amino acids)
Biological process (GO): regulation of transcription by RNA polymerase II
Molecular function (GO): DNA binding; DNA-binding transcription factor activity, RNA polymerase II-specific
Source: RefSeq, a predicted model, not a curated record